AUGGCAAUACGGAAAUUCAAAUCUGAAUUUGUUUUCUGCCUUGAUACAUUAAAAUCAUUCCAUCUCAUUUUCCAUACUUGUCAAGUAUCGGCUUCUAAUGAAUCCAUGUACCAAGUGCUCGACGAGAGCAAUAAGCAUGUUGUAGAUUUGAAUAUGAUGACUUGCACGUGCAACAUGUUUCAGAUUGACAGUGUGCCGUGUCUGCGUGCAUUAGCUGUCAUAGGGGAAGUGUUGAUCAACCACACAAUUAUUGCUCACACUACCACACAAAAGGAGUGUUAUUCGAAAUCGUACAUUGGAUUCAUUGUUCCGCUACGUGAUCGUGCCCAAUGGAAGGCCGACAAUUAUGGAAAGCAUGACAAAAUAUUUCCUCCAAAUCUAAGAGAUAACCAGGUAGGACUAAGAAAACAAGGAGACGGACAAGGGUGA
This is a messenger RNA of Olea europaea var. sylvestris, 429 nucleotides long. RefSeq lists its product as uncharacterized. The record is from RefSeq and is a predicted model, not a curated record. Lineage: Eukaryota; Viridiplantae; Streptophyta; Magnoliopsida; Lamiales; Oleaceae. Gene Ontology annotation, molecular function: zinc ion binding. The transcript has 2 exons. Bases 1 to 429 code for a protein of 142 amino acids.